AUGAACGGCUCUUGCUUCUGCGGCGCGGUCUCGUACUCUGUCGCUGGUAGCCCGGUCCUAAGUGCCUUCUGUCACUGCACAAACUGCCAACGCCUCUCCGGCUGUCCCCUUGUUCACACCAUCCACUUCCCUGCGGCGGAGUUCGCUUGGACGCACCCAGCGCCGCACGAAGAUUGUUUGGACAGCUAUGUGAUCCCGAGCAAGCCGUGGAAGACGCGUUUUCGCUGCAAGCGCUGCGGCGCGUGCGUGAUGUCUGCGAACGUGAAGGCGGGCAAGUGCAGUGUCUGGGGCGCGCAUCUCGCCAGGGACGACGCGGGGAAAAUCCUGCACUGGGAGAAGGUCAGGCCGACCGCGCAUAUCUUCUACGGCACACGGAUGCUCGACGUCGACGACGGGCUUGGUAAGUGGGAGGGCUAUGAGGGCGGCUCGGCGCGUCUGGGAUAG
Molecule: messenger RNA, 444 nt
Organism: Trametes versicolor FP-101664 SS1
Lineage: Eukaryota; Fungi; Basidiomycota; Agaricomycetes; Polyporales; Polyporaceae
Exons: 2
Coding region: 1-444 (147 amino acids)
Molecular function (GO): carbon-sulfur lyase activity
Source: RefSeq, a predicted model, not a curated record